Messenger RNA from Eriocheir sinensis (Chinese mitten crab), 629 nucleotides. Its product is annotated as ligand-gated ion channel 50-like. Gene Ontology annotation, biological process: monoatomic ion transport. The record is from RefSeq and is a predicted model, not a curated record. Bases 66 to 548 code for a protein of 160 amino acids. NCBI's taxonomy places the organism in Eukaryota, Metazoa, Arthropoda, Malacostraca, Decapoda, Varunidae. Gene Ontology annotation, cellular component: membrane. The transcript has 2 exons.
AGAUCCGCUUUGAGUUCCGCACCCAGAACGGCUACUACAUUGGCAACACUUUCCUGCCCAGUUUCAUGCAGGUGAUCAUCUCGCUGGUAACACUGCACUUCGACCUGGCGGACUUCCAGGACCGCAUCAUGGUAUCCCUGACGUCCCUCCUCGUACUGGCGACCUACUUCACGCAGACCAGCCAGACCAUUCCCAAGACCUCCUACCUCAAGCUGAUCGACGUGUGGUUCGUGGCUCUCAUCGCGCUGGACUUCGGCGUCAUCCUGUCCCUGGUCUACGUGGAGACGCUGCGGCUCAAGGAGAGGGAGAGGGAGGGCGUCGUCAAGGCCUUCAGAGUCUCCCCCGCUGGUGAAGUCGCCAGGAUGGGUGGGAGGCGCUUCACGGCUUCAUAUUCUUGCUCCUCGCUGCGGCCCCUGGUCUCGUCCCGCCUUCCGUCCUGCCCUGCCGAGACGAAUGUUUUCUUCAUCAAGUUUUUUUCCAUGACUAUAGAGCUCAUGCUGGUCUGCUUCGUGUCCACUUAUAUCUACGGGAUGUACAUGGAUGACUAAGCGAAGAGAAUGUGACACGACUUUGUACACCGACUCAUCCCUAUGCUGUCCAACUUCCUAAUGCAAAAGUUAUCUAGUGUC